Molecule: messenger RNA, 1624 nt
Organism: Vicia villosa (hairy vetch)
Lineage: Eukaryota; Viridiplantae; Streptophyta; Magnoliopsida; Fabales; Fabaceae
Product: hydroxycinnamoyl-CoA:piscidic acid hydroxycinnamoyltransferase-like
Exons: 1
Coding region: 49-1431 (460 amino acids)
Molecular function (GO): acyltransferase activity, transferring groups other than amino-acyl groups
Source: RefSeq, a predicted model, not a curated record
GAUUAUAUAGAACUCGGAUGAAAAACAAACCUUCCAAGAAACUCAAAAAUGGCAACCAUAUUAGCUUCUUACAGUGUCACUCCAAAUGAACCAACUCCAAAUGGUUCUUUAUGGCUCACUGACUUAGAUCAAGUUGUGCGCCUCAGCCAUACACCACUUCUUUUCAUUUACAAACCAAAACACAACCAAAAAACCAGAAUCAUUGAAACCUUAAAAAACUCUCUCAGCAAGCUUCUUGUUCAUUACUAUCCUAUGGCUGGUAGAUUAUGUUACACAAGUGGUGGUAGAAUUGAAUUGAAUCUCAAUGCAAAAGGAGCUGUUUUGAUAGAAGCUGAAACAACAAAAACAGUGCAGGAUUAUGGUGACUUUUCACCUUCUGACUCAACAAAAGAGCUUAUUCCAAAAAUCGAUUACAAUCAACCCAUGGAGGAAAUUCCAUUGUUUGUAGUUCAAGUCACACGAUUCUCAAACAAAGAUGAAACUUUUGCAUUUGCAAUUGGAAUUGCUUACUCUCACCCUUUAUCUGAUGGUGCUGUUUUCUUCAAAUUGUUAAAUUCAUGGGCCAAAAUAGCAAGAGGUGAAACACUAGAUUCUAAUGAAAUGCCCUUUUUAGAUAGAACAAUUCUCAAAUUUUCACACACCCCACUUGAACCAUGUUUUGAACACAUUGAGUUAAAGCCACCACCACUUAUUCUAGGAAGAUCUGACGCAAACAUUGAAAGAAAGAAGAGUAUAACAGCUGAAUUGUUGAAACUCACGGCAGAAGAAGUUGAAAAGUUGAAGAAAAAAGCUAAUGAAAUUGAUAUUCCAGAAGGGUCAAGACCUUUUAGUAGACAUGAUGCUAUAAGUGCACAUAUAUGGAAAAGUGCAUCUAAAGCACGUGAUCUUGAAACGAAACAAGAAAGUGUUGUAAGAUUCUUUGUUGAAAUCAGGAAUAGAAUUAUUCCAAAUCUUCCAAAGUAUUACUAUGGGAAUGCUUUGAUUCAAGCUUCAGCAAGAGGGUAUAUCGGAGAAAUCACAUCAAAGCCGUUGAGUUACGUUGCAAAGAAGAUAAGGGAAGCACAUGAGUUGAUAACAAAUGAGUAUAUAAGGUCCCAUAUUGAUGUUAUUAGGGGGUUUGAGCAUUUGGAUGAUGCAAGGAAAUUGUUUAUAGGCAGUGAAGGUAAUGAUGCUGCAUAUUUAGGGAAUCCUAAUCUUCAUAUAACAAGUUGGAUGAAUUUUCCUAUAUACGAAGCGGAUUUUGGGUGGGGAAAACCAUUCUACUUUGGUAUUGGAUAUGUUUAUCCGCAUGACAGGGCAUGGAUUCUAUUGAGUCCUGAUGGAGAUGGUUCUGUUAUUGUGUGUGUGCAUUUUCAAGUUGAAUUGAUGCAGCUUUUCAAGAAGUUCUUCUAUGAGGAUUUAUAUGAGUUGUUCAGAUCUGCACGAUUGUGAAUUCGGGAUAAUGAGGAUUUGCGUGUAUGAUUUAUAUGUCAUUUUUUAUAAUGAGAAUAGUGUUUUGUUGUUUUUGCUGUAUGGAAAUUCUGUGAGGAAUUUGUGUUGAUAUUUUUCUGCAGUCAAUUGAAAUCAAAUACAACAAUGGGUGGAUGUAAUGAUGCAUAUUAUAUAAAAGGUGAUAUAGCCUUCU